AUGGCUCGCGUGCCAAAGGAAAAAGGGGAAAUAUUAAAAAAUGAAGAAGUACUACAAAUGAAGUAUGAGGAAAAUAACAAAAUAACAAAAAAAUUUAUGGAUGAAAUCAAUGAAAUGAAAAGUAAGAUAGAUGAUUAUGAUAACCAUAGUACACCAGAUGUUAAACACAAACCAAAACCAAUUAGAUCUUCAGAAUUUAAUACAUUUAUGAAAAUUAUUGAUACUGGUGAUACUAUUGAAGAAUUUAAGACUGUUUCAAGUAAAGAAAUAACUAUCAAAAAUUAUGUAUUACAAAAAGAAAUUGAUCGUUUAAACAAUGAACUAGUGAAAAAAGAUGAUCUAAAUGACCAUUUACAAGAAGAAAAUAAAAAAUUAACUGAAGAAAAGGACAAAUAUGUUCAUCAAGUAUCAUUACUCAAAGAGAAAAUAAGAAAACACGAUAGAGAAGUUGAACAUUUAACUGGAACAUUGAAAACUAGAGAUUCCGAGGUGAACAGAAUACUGAAAGAUAUAGGAUGUAUAGAGAGAAAAUUUAAACACGAACAAAUCAUACAUGAAAAACAAAGAUCAAUUUUCAUAAAAUCUUCAGACGAGAACAAACAGCUAAAAGAAACGGUAAAAAAGUUGGAAGCCGCACAUAAAGAAGCUGAAGAAAAGUAUACAAAAGCAUUAUCUAAGAACGACGAUAUCUUGGCAAAAUGUGUUAGGGAAAAAGAUGUACUAAUUACUGGAUUCAGAAAACAAUUGGAAUUAAUUGAUUCGUUGAAGAGACAAAAUGUAAGAACUAAGUUACAAGAAGAAAUAAAUGUUUUAGAAAAUGAAUUCAGUAAACUUUUAGAGGGUAAAUAA
Macrosiphum euphorbiae (potato aphid) is the source of this 849-nucleotide messenger RNA. The record is from the annotation of a GenBank genome assembly. NCBI's taxonomy places the organism in Eukaryota, Metazoa, Arthropoda, Insecta, Hemiptera, Aphididae.